Messenger RNA from Clunio marinus, 297 nucleotides. Lineage: Eukaryota; Metazoa; Arthropoda; Insecta; Diptera; Chironomidae. The record is from the annotation of a GenBank genome assembly.
AUGGAAGAAAUAUUGGAAACGUUUAAAACCUCACAUAAAGCAGAAAACUAUUGGUUGAGAAUGGAAGCUGAGAAUAUCGGUGCAAUAAAAUCAAUGAUUAACAGUUUCAACAAAAGCAAAGGAAUAAAUUUUUAUGAUUUUAUGAAAUUGAAUGAACAUAUAAAAGCAGCAAUGAAAAGUGAGAGAAGAGAAAUGUGCUUUCCAUUAUUCGCCACGCAGAAUUAUUCAUUAAAUGCUUUAUUGUUCGGAUGGAAGAAUGCUUCGAUGACUAUGUGGAGUACAACCAACAAUAUGUAA